AUGCCUGAACCCACUUCAAGCAGUGGCACCCGUUCGAAGCCAGCCACAAGAUCAUCGCUUCGACACUCAUUAAACUUUGCGUCUAUGGGCAAGGCACUGGUAGAUGUAAUUAACAAGGAGGCUCGCGACGGGGAGAAAGCUGCGAAGAAGACAAAAGAGGUUCAUUCCCGCCGCUCGAGUGCUAUUCACCUUCAACCCCCGUCGGCACCACGUACUUCGUUGGGUGACUCUAAACCCAUGUUUCUUUCCAAGAAAGAAGAUUCUCCGGAGACGAAAACGAUUACUCGGCGCCGGAUGUCUAUGCAGAAAGCCGUACUCGAUGACAGCGCGACAUCCUCUGAUGUGGCUUCUCCCCCGCAGGCGGGAGUGAAGCGCUCGUCGUCACUGCGCCCACGAAUGGGAGGGUCGACGGCUUUGCCGAAGUAUCGGCCUAAAUCUGCCAUUUAUGAUUCUGGAAUCAAGAUACCUUCACCUCCUAGGAGCGGCAAGAAGAGACCCGACAGCUCAGACGAGGAUAGGCAAGUGGACAACAAGCUAGCCGCCACCGACAAGGACGUUCAACGUAUCAGUCCGCUCCCUCGCAAAUCGGCCAUAAAGGCCAACCUCAGUAACGCCAUUCAUCUUUCUCCAGCAACCACACCCAUUGACACUCGUCCUACUACCCCCAAGUCCUCUAAAUCGUCAUCGGCAAAGUCUUCACCGUCAAGAUUGGCUAAACACACUAAAUCUGCGUCUGUUUCCGCCAUAAGACCACCAUCUGUCUCUUCAACGACUAGCUCGCAUACACCCCGUACUCCCAAGACACCCCUCAGCUCGAAGCUCAUAUCAGGCUCGCGUCGAUCAGUGAAAGAAGUGGUCUCGCAGAGCGAUAGCUCUCAACGUGGAUCACCUUACUCCAGCGCCUCAGAGUCCCCGCUUGCUCGCCAUUCGCGCCAUCAUUCAGCAUCUAUCACCCCCACUAAGAGUCGUUCCUCUGCUAAGGAUGUUCUCAACAUGUCCCAUAUCUCUGAGGUUGACAGUGAGGAUAGCUUUGACGCUGACGAUGUCGAAUUAUUGCUUGCACCCGUAACGCACCUUGCAGCACCUACGCCUGCUAUGCCCCGCCUCCAAACUCGCCGACAGCGUGAAGAGCCUGAAACCCCCACAAGAGGCUACACUAACAACCUACCGACAAGGGCGAAUAUGUCCUAUUUGUCACCCCUUCCACCCACCUCUGAUGAUAGUCCACCUUCGCUUCGUCCACCAAAGCAGGGCAGCGCUAAAGCAGCCCGUGGUUCGAUCCUCUCUUGGGACCAAAUCGCUGAGGAAGCCUCCAGGGUUUUGGAACCUGGAGAAGUUGAGAGUAUGAUCUCAGAUAUCCCUGCGCCAUUUGCUCCUGGUCUUAUCUCUCCAGCUCCCAGUAAUUCCUUCCUGCCAGACGUCCCGGAGAGCCCGUGUCUUAGCUCUAUCAACUCCCCCAGUGGGUACGGUUCUAUAUCCCAGGUCCUUCUCCCAGACGUGACUCCUUCUCCCGCUGUACAUCAUUAUUCACCCCCAGCCCGCGACAGAGACCUAGAUGGUGCUGCCGACGCGUCACUUGUUACCCUCCUACGCCUACAACUUGCAGCCGCAGAGAACACCGCUAAAGAGCGUUUGUACCAAAUGCAGGUUAUGGAAAAGGAGAUUCAUACCGUAAAGAAUACACGACGACAGGACGAGGAGAACUUAACCCAACAACUCGAUUGCUUGGAGACAAACAUGCGAGAGCAGUUGGAAGCGCGAGAACGCACUGAAUGCGAGCGUCAAGUCUAUAUCGCAUCUCUGGAACUUCGCCUUCAGCAAACCGAUGCUGCUCAAUCAGAGGCUGUGGACGACGCAGUGGCAAAAGCUGCAGAGGCUUUGAGACGUUCGCAUGCAAGAGCGCUGCGAGUCGAGUCUUGCAAGUGGACGGCUGCAUAUUCUGCACGAGAAGCUUCGUCGAAAUGGUUUUCCAUCAGAGAUGAGGCUCAAAUCCUUCUCGAAGAUGUAAACCAGGACCGGGAAGUUCUUGCUAUCCUUAAAGCUGAGCUCGAUCUCCUAGACGCUGCUGCAUGA
This is a messenger RNA of Pleurotus ostreatus (oyster mushroom), 2073 nucleotides long. RefSeq lists its product as uncharacterized. The transcript has a single exon. The coding region runs from base 1 to 2073 and encodes 690 amino acids. The record is from RefSeq and is a predicted model, not a curated record. NCBI's taxonomy places the organism in Eukaryota, Fungi, Basidiomycota, Agaricomycetes, Agaricales, Pleurotaceae.